Messenger RNA from Porites lobata, 1919 nucleotides. Lineage: Eukaryota; Metazoa; Cnidaria; Anthozoa; Scleractinia; Poritidae. The record is from the annotation of a GenBank genome assembly.
AAAAAAGAUAAACUCUAUAAGCAGUUCAUUAAUUCUAGGGACUCAACUACUGAGUUAAAAUACAAACGCUAUCGGAACAAACUGAAUCAUCUUAUAAAAAUUGCUAAACGAAAGUACUAUGAUAUAAAAUUUGAGAAGGCUAAAAAUAACCUGAAAGAAACUUGGAAACUAAUCAAUGAUGUAAUCAACAAACCGAGCAGAAAAGCAGCUCUGCCAAAUUCCUUUUUCUCUGAUGGAAAACUGUUAAAUGAUCCACAAGAAAUAGCUAACUGCUUUUGUAAGUUCUUCACCAACAUAGGUCCGAAUUUAGCAAGGAAAAUUCCAGACACACAAGUAUCUUUUCGUAGUUUUCUUGGCGCUUCUGUUAAUGAGUCGCUUAUCUUAAAUCCAACUAAUAUUUCGGAACUAAAUCAAAUAUGCAACUCUUUUAAAUCUGGAAAGUCGCCUGGAUAUGAUAACGUUUCAAUGGAUAUAAUAAAAAGCACCUUUGAUCUCAUUUCUCAGCCUUUGGCCAAUGUAAUCAAUUUGUCUCUUAUUAAAGGAGUAUUUCCUGAUGAACUGAAAAUUGCUAAACUGAUUCCGGUAUUUAAAGCUGGUGAUUCCCAGUAUUUCACUAACUACCGUCCAAUUUCGCUUCUUUCUAAUUUUUCUAAAUUCUUUGAAAGAGUUAUGCACAAUCGUAUUACAAAUUUUUUAGAUCGUUUAGAUAUCUUAUACUGUUGCCAAUUUGGAUUUCGUAAAAAAUAUUCUACAGCGCUGUCUUUAAUUCAUCUUAUUAAUAAAAUUGCAACUGCUAUUGACAGAAGCGAAUAUACAGUUGGCAUAUUCUUAGACUUAUCAAAAGCAUUUGAUACUUUAGACCAUCAAAUACUCUUGUCUAAGCUUGAGCAUUAUGGGAUUCAUGGGCUAGCACUUAGCUGGUUGAAAAGCUAUUUGUCAAAUCGCGUGCAGUUUGUCCAGUACAAAGAGACUUGUUCUAUUAGGCUGACUCUGAGCUGUGGAGUCCCUCAAGGUUCUAUAUUAGGACCAUUAUUGUUUGUUUUGUAUAUCAAUGACCUCCCUUGUGCUACUCGUCUUGCUGAAACUAUGCUUUUUGCAGAUGAUACUAGUGUGUUUUAUUCUAAUCCCGAUUUAAAUUGUGCUAUUUCUGCCGUAAAUAAUGAUUUAUCUCAAAUUGAUCUUUUUAUGAAAGCAAAUAAGCUCUCUGUUAACAUAACGAAAACUAAUUAUAUCAUUUUUGCAGCAAGGCAAAAACCAGUCGGCUUCCCAAUAAAUCCUGUCUUGUACGAUGAGGUUUUAUUAAAACAAGUAAAGGUAGUUAAAUUUUUAGGGGUUUUUAUCGACGAGCAUCUAACGUGGAAGCCGCAUAUUACUUAUAUAUGUAAGAAAAUUUCAAAAUCUAUUGGCGUCAUGUUUAGGUCUCGUUUCUUUCUUUCUGAAACAACAAAAAGUCUCUUUAUUAUACCUUAAUUUAUCCUUAUUUAACAUAUUGUACCACAGUUUGGUCCUCCACUUAUGUAACAAACCUUAAUAGAAUUUUUCUUCUACAAAAGCGAGCAGUACGAAUUAUUACAAAUGCAGAUUUUCGCGCGCACUCUGAACCAUUAUUUUUCCGUUUAAAGAUUUUGGACAUAUACAACAUUAAUUCAUUCUAUACUGCACAAUUUAUGUUUUCAUAUUAUCAUCAAUUACUGCCACCGCUUUUUUCGAACCUUUUUGUUACUAGUAGCAAUAUUCAUAAUUAUAAUACUAGAAGUUCCUCGCAUUUCCGUUCUCAUGCCUGCCGAACUAACACCAAACAAUUUUCUAUUUUGUUCCAAGGCCCUAAAAUUUGGAAUUCUUUACCAAACUCAGUCACUUCGAUUUUUACAUUGCAAUCGUUUAAAACGAAAGUUUUUGAUUUUCUACUAUAUCGAUAA